Molecule: messenger RNA, 6918 nt
Organism: Oncorhynchus kisutch (coho salmon)
Lineage: Eukaryota; Metazoa; Chordata; Actinopteri; Salmoniformes; Salmonidae
Product: thread biopolymer filament subunit alpha
Exons: 10
Coding region: 4070-6016 (648 amino acids)
Biological process (GO): intermediate filament organization
Cellular component (GO): cytoplasm; intermediate filament; plasma membrane
Molecular function (GO): structural constituent of cytoskeleton
Source: RefSeq, a predicted model, not a curated record
GCAUGAUCAUGUGAACUAAAAGUGCGCGAAAUUAAAUGACAGGUAGUCCUAAAUCGACUGACUAUGGUCAUGACGCUGUGCAGAUGAUUUCAGCACCACGAGCGCAGGAAGAGCUCCACACUAUUUUACAUGCUAGUGCUUAAGUGCGUGCACGCAUGUGACGACUAAUAGAAAGUAAGUAGGGGUUCAAGGCGCAUAUAGGUACUGUAUGCGGACUCAGUUUUUCGCCUAAAUAUAUUAUCCAAAAUUGUUCCGUUUAUUGUUCGCGUAUCUGUUGGUAUACCCUUUAUGUUCUACUGUAGACGUUUUAAUUUCCUCUACGCCUUUCAGAAGCAGAGGAGCCUGUAGGAGGCGAUGUAGACUCCAGUGAGGAAUGUGGAACACAGAUGUGCAUCCAGUGUGUGUGAGAGAGAACCAUAGACUGUAAAAAGAACAGAGUACAGCUUUUGCAUUGUGUGCUAGGCUACGUCAUUGUGAUCCCCGAGAAUUCUCUCUGCUCCCCACAUCGUCACUCACAGACCGGUCCUCGACUCUGAAACGGCUUCGACUAGAUAGUAUCACCAGGUCAAUCUAAUGGGACAAUCGAGGCGUUUGAUUCCAUUUGCCUCGUCGCACUGAGGUUGGAGAGAAGGACAUUAGCCUACCACCACGAAGUGAAAAUCAAACCCCAACGAAAUGACAACCAAGGAGUCAGAGAAUGUGGGUCUCUCCAUACCACUGUGCAUCUACAACGGGGCUUCCCAAACCAACGGCACCUGCAUGGACCAAAUGGACCGCUUCUUCCAGCCAUUCUCCUCUACCUUUGCGCUCAUGGUGCUGGUGGCCAUGAUCAUUGGGAUAAUAUUGGUUUCCCUGGCAGCAUUUCACUUUAACAAGAGGAGGAUGAAGAAGAGGAAGAUCCAGCGUGCCCAGGAGGAAUACGAGCGUGACAACCGCAGCCCGUCCACCAAGACGAAGAGAGAACCCACGAGACCAUCCAUUAUUGUCCGACCGUCGCCUCCAGAUAGUGAACACCGGCCACACUCCGUUGUCCAAAAUACCAGUUGUCACAUUCAGGAGGACCCUGGUACCUUACCCAUUGCAAAUAAUGAGUCAGAAUUGGAUAUGGCACACAUUGAGAAAGGAAAUGGACAAGUCCUGGAAACGGUCAUCUUGUCUUGAUAACGCUGCAGUUGAAAAUGUUGGGACUUUGUAAAUAGACAACAUGUCCACGUUAUAGUUCAGGUGUAACUGACUGAAAGAAACUCUUAACAUCAAUUUGGGAUUAACUGGGAUAAGCAAUAUGGCACAAAAACAAACACUCUGACCUCAAGGAACUAUGGUUGCCAUUUCAUCAUAAAUCACACUGAGUGGAUUAAUAUCUGUGCCACGUGUAUAAAAGUAGAAUAAUUCAGUAUAUUAUAAUACAUUUGUGGGAUAAUUUCAGCAAAGGACCAUUUGGUAAAGUAUUCUACAUUGAAGACAGGCUAUGCGUGAAGGAUAAUGAUGCCCACUAGAAAGAGCGCUGUCCAUGGUGCUGAAAUGUAUAUUCAUGUGCCGCUAGCACAUUUCCUUGUGUAGAUGUAAAUUGCUAGUCGUCCUUAAAGUAUUCUAAAGUAUUUAUUUCUACAACUACUAUUCUACUCCUGGACUUGCAAAUUUUAGAAUUAGAUUUCUAACUAAAGGCAUUUUCCCUAAAAGUUCAUUCAACCUUUUUAAAAGUAACUGUCCAGUGAAAAUCUCACUUUUAAAAGUUCAUAUUCUGUUAUCUCAUACCCAAAUAAUGUUGUUGACUCAUCCUAUACACGUAUGCGACCAAAGCAUAAAAAUACACCUCAAACUUGUUUCUCAAACAGACCAUUUCGAAAAUGCUUGCUAUUUCCUCACAGAGGAUUAUGUCAUCCUCCUGAGGAGAACGAGCUGGCCAAUCAACAGUCUACCCGCAUUCAUAUUUUUCAGUGAUAUGCGCACAAUUCUGUUGUUGGGAUACACCCACAUCAUUCCAACAUAUAAAAACAUAGUAUUCCUUCCAAAAAAAGGUUAAUUAACUAGUUCAAUCAUAUAAAAUAGAAAUCUGGAAACACUGGACAGUUACUUUUAAACCAGUACCACAUAACACGAUUGACUUUAUACAUCAUUCAGUAGCUACUGUCAGGCUUGAAAUGGGUGACAUAGCACAUUUUCUGGUGACCAUGCAUUCCUCUUAGUGUUAAUCCAUUUUAUUUUAUUUCGACAAUGCUUUCAAAAGAAGAGCAAGUAGAUGUCGGAAGAUGCCUUGAGAGGAACUAGACUCCGAUUGGCAUGUGCUAUGUAUGGCACCGUUUCCCAAAGUUUUACAGGAGCUAUCAAAUAAAGCUUUUAAGUCAUGUUUGAAAAGGUUUCACAAUCCUACUUCAGGCUUUUGGCUUUGUUAAAAGUGUGGCAAGAGGCUUAAGUUGUAAUUUGUUGCAAUUAGUUAGUGCAGACUGCAUUUAAAAAAUAGACUCAAAUCAUUAUUUUCAGAGUUACAUAGUUUCAUUUAAAUGACGUAUUUUUAUUGGUAGUUGAUCAUCUGCGUUUAGUUUGUAAUAAUGCACUCUUACAGAUGUCAUGAACUUUCAUGUGCCAGGUGGUAGCUGUGGGUCUUAAUAUAGCACUUUCACUAUUUAUAAUGUAUCCUCUGAAAUGUAAUAAAUCGGGAAUCAUAAACAAAUAUUUCUUAUCGCUUUUUGUCUUUGUAAUGCAAGUGACAUUUAGUCUAUUUUUCUACCUCAAAACAAACCGAAUAUUUUUUAAAUAUGUAGCCUGUAACAUAAUUUAACAUUGUGACGCUGGAAAACCCCUAUGUGUUCUGAGCUUCACUUUUGAGUGAAUCCUCUCAAAAAACCUUGGCUCUACCCAUAACGACAGACCUACCCUUGACUUAAAGCCACGUCCACCUCUCUUCUGAUUGGCUGGCUCAUUGGGGAGUUGAGUGAGUUGAGUGCUUUGACAGGUUCUCCUCUAAGAGGGGUCUAUGGCGGCGGGCCAGGAGCAGUCACUCCCAGUGAGACUUGGGCCCAUGGCCAGGUGCCAGGAGGGCAUGUUCCUAAUUGUCUCCUCAAAGACAAGCCCUAGGUCUCUCAUCCCUGGCUGGGCUCCAGCUCCUAUUGGACAUACUGCUGCUGGGAGUCUCUCAGCGGAGCUGUCCCCAGACUAAUCUCCUUGGGGAGUGUGGGGACAAAUAGAUCCCUGCUAUUUACUCUUUGUGAUUGAAUUUGCAUUACAAGGUUAUAAGGAAAGCGAAAACUCAAAACGAGCUGCAUAUUUAGUUGAUGACUUUUUAGUGCUGAUAUGUGUAUGGACAAGUUUGAGCUCAAUGGAUUGGACAAAGGAGAUGACCUCAAACGGAAGUCUGUCCAAUUUUAUCGGUUUAAAAAUGCACUUUUCUAGGUGUUUAAAGCAUACUGUACAUUGUCUGGAGUGGAUACCCACCCUGUCCAUUACCACCUACCUGGUGGGUUGAAUGCUAAAGCUUCUAUAUAGUCUGUUCCAGCAUGUUGCAUACCAUAUUCCUCUGUCAAAAGCCCUGCUGCUCAUCCUUAGGGGAUGCUCAUUCAAGAAUGUUCAGUGAUAUACUAUUCACCUGCCCUUCACAGGCAAAGCCCAGGGAAUGAUUUAUGAGCGAAGCCCUCAGUGAAGCGGUAAAAUAAAAAAAAAUAAAAAAAGAGGGCUCGAUAGCACGACACUCAAAGAUAAAACUGAGAUCAGUCCUUGCCAGGCAAUUUAACAGCCGUGCUAAGUGAAGCCUUGGUGUGGAGAAAAACAUCCAUCCAGUGUGAAGGCAACAUGAGUCAGGUAGGCUGAGAUUCUGGAAAGACAUUGCCUGGGGGACAGAGGUAUCACUCCUGACACUUGUGGGAGUAGAGUGCCUGUCGGGCAGACGCUGUCCUGCCUGUGAGCCCAGCUACCUGCAGUGACGUGAGCCGCCUCCCCAGCGAAUGGGUAGCCAGGGAGGGCAACUGCCCCCUUACAGGGCCCAAUGUAUAUAAAACCCUGGGAGUCUGUAUGCCUGUGACUAUAGCACUCUGAGCUUGGACACCCCAGCUUUGAGGCUGCUGCUGCUGCUAAAAUGUCUGAGACUAACCUGAGAAUCAGUGGGGGGGCGGUGAGGUUUGGGGCGACCUAUGGGGGCAACAGGCUCUUCUCUGGGGGCAGGAGCGGUGGAGGUGGCGGCGGAGGGGCUGGAAUGGCCCUCUCCAGGUCUUUUGGAAUGGGCGGGGGUGGAAGAGCGGGACUCGGUAUGAGAGGAGGGAUGGGGCUAGGCAUGGGGAUGGGAAUGGGCGGAGGCCUUGGGAUGGGAGGAGGCCUGGGGAUGGGAAUGGGGGGAGGCCUGGGGAUGGGGCUAGGAAUGGGGGGCGGAGGAGGUGGAGGCGGUUUUGGGAUGGGAAUGGGUGGACGUGCCCUGGCUCUAGGAGCCGGCGGUGGAGGGGUCAGUGCAGCAGGGUUCAGGGCUGGCGUGGCCCCACUCAGGGCUCGCUUGGGCGGCCGGGUCUUCAAGAUCGGAGGCUAUGGCUUCAACCCGUCUUUCCUGAGCUCCACCACUGCAGUGGGUGGUGACGUGGGUGUCAGCCCUGUGCCAAGCAUCGACCCCUCGCUACCCUCGCUCGACACAGUCCAGGUGACCCGCCUAAAGGAGAAGGAGGAGCUGCAGGUCCUCAAUGACAAGUUUGCCACCUUCAUUGACAAGGCUCGCUCUCUGGAGCAGACCAACGCUGUGUUGAGGGCCAAGAUCGCCAUGUUCACCAACCCGGACCAGAGCGGCCCUGCCAACACCUCCAUCCUGCUCACCUCUGCCAUCGGUACCUACAAGAUCCAGAUUGAUGGCCUGUCUGCCACCAAAGAGGCCAUUGUUGCUGAGAUUGAGCACUACAAGAGCACCAUCGAAGAUGUCCAGAGCAGGUUUGAGGAGGAGACCGUCCAAACCAAGUCAUUAGAGAUGGACUGGACCACAUUAAAAGAGGAGGUAGACAAUCUCUACAUGAGCAUUUUUGAGCUUCAAACCAACAUUGGCGGACUGGAAGAUCAGAUUGGUCUCUCAAAGCAGGUGUAUGAUGCUAAAGUGAAGGAGGUGAGGAACAUCAUGACGGGUAGUGUGAGGUCAGCCUUCUCCAUCUCGGUGGACAACGCGGCCCAAGCCCAGGACCUGACCUCUGCCCUGUCGGACGUCAAGUCCCACUAUGAAGCCCUGGCCCAGCGCAGCAAGCAGGACGCCCUUGUUUCUGUGCAGGACAGUCUCUCCAUGAUGUCCAUGACGUCCCAGCCCAGUACCCAGACUCUGACCCAAACCAAAGAGGAGCUGCGCAUGUACAAACUGCAGAUCGACUCAGUACAGAGGGAGAUCGACAGACUCAAGACCCUGAACAUCCAGAUGGAAUCUCAGGUGGAUGAGGCAGAGUCCCACUCCAGCUCCCACACAGAGACCUAUCAGGAGCAGGUGCUGACCCUCAAGUUGCAGCUGGAUGACAUCAGAAAGCAAAUAACACACUAUGGUCAAGAGUACCAGGAACUCCUAGCCAGUAAAAUGUCUCUAGAUGUUGAGAUCACUGCAUACAAGAAGCUUCUGGACAGCGAGGAGAGCAGACUGAGGUCAGGAGGCGGCGUGACCGUGCACAUGUCGAAGACUGCCAUUGGAGGAGGGGGAGGUGGGGCUGGCCUGGCCCUGGCCCUGGGAGGAGGCGGCGGCGGCAUGGGUCUGGGAGGAGGAGGAGGCGGCGGCGGCAUGGGUCUGGGAGGAGGAGGAGGCGGCGGCGGCAUGGGUCUGGGAGGAGGAGGAGGCGGCGGCGGCGGCAUGGGUCUGGGCGGUGGCUACAGAAUGGGCGGAGGCCUAGGAGGUGGCUUUGGAGGGGGUCUGGGCAGUGGCUUUGGAGGUUUUGGAGGAGGUCUGGGGUUAGGAGGAGGUGGAGGGUCUUUCGGAGGCGGGGGAUCCUUCGGAGGCGGGAGCAGCUACAUGUCCUCCAGCCUGAGCAGCAGUGGACGUGAGUACAGCUCCCAUCUCUAUGAACUAGUUUUACUUUAAUCUGUAAUGCCUCCUUUAAAACAAUACUAUUACUGGCGCCAUCUUAAAGGAAUAUCACACUCCAAAAUAUCACAAUGUCAAGAUAAGUCCAUGUCACAGGCCAUCCACAAGCUAAAAUGAAUGGAAAAGCACCAUGGUAUUUCCAGAUUUGUUGUACGUGUCUUUCAAUUUAUUUGGGUUGGGGCGGCAGGUAGCCUAGUGGUUUGAGCGUUGGAUGAGUAACCGAAAGGUGGCAAGAUAAAACUGUCGUUCUGCCCCUGAACAAGGCAGUUAACCCAUCAUUGAAAAUAAGAAUUUAUUCUUAACUGACUUGCCUAGUUAAAUAAAGGUUAAAAUAAUAAAUUAAAUAGCAGGGUCUACACAACUUAUUGCUUGGGACAUGGACUCAUCAUAGAGGUCUAAAAAUAAGUUACAUUUGGGAGUGUAUUGUCCCUUUACCUUCUGAGAUUCAACCAUAGAUAAUGAGACUUCCAACUUCAUUGGCGGAGGGCUCAGCCAAUCGUGCUAUUUUAAAAUGGAUUGCCUCAAUGGUGUUGGCAGUUGCCUUAGGUCAUGUAUUUUUAAUCCCGUGGCCUUUUGGUAGGCUGUCAUUGUAAAUAAGAAUUUGUUCUUAACCAGCUUGCCAUGGUAAAGGUUACAUUUAAAAAAGACUAAUGGGACAGAUGAGUUUCUCUAUGGGUGCAACGCAGACAAUUCCUCAUUGGACCACUCUUUCCCUUCCAGUCUCUUCAACAGUGUACUGAGGACAAACCGGACCGACCAGAGAAUCUCCAUCUACCUACAUUGAGAUGGAACCCUGUUUUGGCAGAAUUACUAAGAAAGAUCAACAGUCUCAGAUUCUGUUGUGUGACUUGCCAUAAUGUAACAUGUUUAAUAUCAAUAAAAGCAGUGUUAUUUCACCA